AUGACAGUUCCCAUUAACAAAGAUGUAUUAAUUAAUUUCAAAGCUGUAAAGUCGUUUAAAGUCUCGGACAAGGAACUAGGCCCGAUCACUUCUCUUUCUUUUGAUGACCAUGGUCAAUACCUACUUACAGCUACCGCAAGCGAUAAUAUGCACCUCUAUGAUACAGUUGGGUGCAGAUUUCUAAAUACAAUUGCUUCCAAAAAGUAUGGAUGUCAUUCUGCGAAAUUUACGCAUGCUCAAAAUGAAUGUAUCUAUUCAUCAACGAUGAUUUCCUUCGAUAUUAGACAUUUAAACCUUGAAACGAAUCAAUAUCUUAGAUAUUUCCAGGGGCAUGGUGCUUUGGUUAGUGAUAUUCAAAUGUCACCUCUAGAUGACACAUUUUUGUCAGCAUCAUAUGAUGAAUCUGUGAGGCUUUGGGAUCUGAGGACGUCGAAGGCCCAGGCGAUAGUUCCGAGCGUGGUACCAAAUUGCAUUGCUUACGAUCCAAGCGGGUUGGUAUUUGCAAUUGGAAACCCGGAAAGUCAAGAGAUUGGACUAUAUAAUGUAAGGCAACUGAAAUCAGGACCGUUUGUGGUAUUUAAAGUAGAUCCUAACUUUAACCAGUGGACUAAGAUGGAAUUUUCGAACGAUGGUAAAUAUCUUCUGCUGGCAUCGUCGAAUGGAAAACAACUGAUCCUGGAUGCAUUUGAUGGAUCACAACUUUUUGAAUUAAUUGGCACAAAAUCUUUCCCGGUUAGAGAAUUUAUGGACGGGGGUUCGGCAUGUUUUACACCAGACGGGCAUUUUACUUUAGGUUCAGAUUACGAUGGCAGGAUAGCUAUUUGGAACCACGCGGAAUCAGUAAGUUUAAGGACCUUGAAACCUCAAGGAUACAUUAAUGCGCCGUCGGAUACAUGUCCCAGAACCAUUGCUUUCAAUCCGAAAUAUAGCAUGUUUGUUACAGCGGAUGAAAGCGUUGAAUUCUAUGUUUACGAUGACGAUAACUAA
Eremothecium sinecaudum is the source of this 987-nucleotide messenger RNA. It is a transcript of the gene SWD2, whose product is annotated as WD-repeat containing protein SWD2. The record is from RefSeq and is a predicted model, not a curated record. Gene Ontology annotation, molecular function: chromatin binding; protein binding. The coding region runs from base 1 to 987 and encodes 328 amino acids. The transcript has a single exon. Gene Ontology annotation, cellular component: Set1C/COMPASS complex. NCBI's taxonomy places the organism in Eukaryota, Fungi, Ascomycota, Saccharomycetes, Saccharomycetales, Saccharomycetaceae.